Messenger RNA from Echinops telfairi (small Madagascar hedgehog), 1089 nucleotides. It is a transcript of the gene GALNT10, whose product is annotated as polypeptide N-acetylgalactosaminyltransferase 10. The record is from RefSeq and is a predicted model, not a curated record. NCBI's taxonomy places the organism in Eukaryota, Metazoa, Chordata, Mammalia, Afrosoricida, Tenrecidae. The transcript is spliced from 7 exons. Gene Ontology annotation, cellular component: Golgi apparatus. Bases 1 to 1089 code for a protein of 362 amino acids.
AUGGGCCCUGGUGGGGCGGAGCCUUUAGUGGGGGAGACCGAGCGAGCAGUUGCACAGACAUGCGGUGCAUCGGAGCUGUGUGCUGUGCAGGACACGUUCCAGGGCCUGUUUGGAGGGGCUGCUCUGGUCUGGGAGGUCAAGACAGGCCGUGAGCACCUGAAGAAGCCGCUGGAAGAUUACAUGGCCCUUUUCCCCAGCGUGAGGAUUCUCCGCACCAAGAAACGGGAAGGUCUGAUAAGGACCCGGAUGCUGGGGGCCUCUGUGGCAACUGGCGAUGUCAUCACGUUCUUAGACUCUCACUGUGAAGCCAAUGUCAACUGGCUGCCGCCCUUGCUCGACCGCAUUGCUCGGAACCGCAAGACCAUCGUGUGUCCCAUGAUUGACGUGAUUGACCACGACGACUUCCGGUACGAGACGCAAGCAGGGGAUGCCAUGCGGGGCGCCUUUGAUUGGGAGAUGUACUACAAGCGGAUCCCAAUCCCUCCCGAGCUGCAGAAAACCGACCCCAGCGACCCGUUCGAGUCCCCCGUGAUGGCUGGCGGACUCUUCGCUGUGGACCGGAAGUGGUUCUGGGAGCUGGGCGGGUACGACCCCGGCUUGGAGAUCUGGGGAGGGGAGCAGUACGAAAUCUCGUUCAAGGUGUGGAUGUGCGGCGGCCGAAUGGAGGACAUCCCCUGCUCCAGGGUGGGCCACAUCUACCGGAAGUACGUGCCGUACAAGGUCCCUGCUGGAGUCAGCCUGGCCCGGAACCUGAAGCGAGUAGCGGAGGUGUGGAUGGAUGAGUACGCCGAGUAUAUUUACCAGCGCCGGCCGGAGUACCGCCACCUCUCCGCCGGGGAUGUCGCUGCCCAGAAGAAGCUCCGCAGCUCCCUCAACUGCAAGAGCUUCAAGUGGUUUAUGACCAAGAUCGCCUGGGACCUGCCCAAGUUCUACCCACCCGUGGAGCCCCCGGCGGCAGCCUGGGGGGAGGUGAGUCUGGAGGGCCGGAUGGGAGAUGCCGGCAGCACCAAGCAGCCGUCUCAGGCCUGUCAGGGCCUCCGGCCACUCAGGCACCGGCAGGGUGCUUUCCAUGGGACGCCCCAGCCCUGA